AUGACUCCAAACAAGGACCUCACGGGCCACAAACUGCUCGUCAUCACGCCCACCGACCUGAACCCAGAGUACCUGGAGCACCUACACAGCCAGUUCCCCGGUCUUAAGGUCGUUCAUUCAAAGUUCGAUCCGUGGCGGUCGGUCGGGCUGCCCCCAGACGUCUCCGACGACGACUGGAAGACGGUCACGAUCCUGCUCACGGGCCCCAAGUUCCCCACGAGGGAGCAGGCGCCCAACCUGCAGCUGGUCCAGCUGCAGAGCGCCGGCGCGAACUACAUACUCGAUAAUCCGCUGUUCAAGGAUACCAAGAUCCCGUUUUGCACGGCGAAUGGUGUUCACGGCCCGCCUAUCUCGGAAUGGGUGAUAUGCACGUACCUUGCCCACCAACAUAGGAUCCCACGCUUCCUCGACAACAUGAAGGAGGGCAAGUGGGAUUCGGAGCACGGCUCGGACGCUCCGGACAUCCAAGACGCAGUCAGCCAAAGAGUUGGCAUACUCGGCUAUGGCAGUAUCGGAAGACAGGUAGCCCGCGUAGCGACAGCCAUGGGCAUGGAAGUGUACGCGUACACGAAUCGGCCGCGCCCAACGCCCGAAUCGCGCCAUGACGACUCGUACUACGUCCCCGGGCUGGGCGACCCAGAAGGUGUCCUCCCAUCAAAGUGGUUCUCGGGGACGAAGCCCGAAGAGGUCGACGAGUUCCUGUCGUCCGGCCUAGAUCUGCUGGUCCUGGCCGUUCCCCUGACGCCACAGACCCGGGGCAUGAUAGCAGCGCCGCAGUUCAAGCUCCUGGCGGGGAAGAAGACGUACGUGACGAACAUCGGCAGGGGCCCCGUUGUCAACACGGACGACCUGAUGACGGCGCUGGACGAGGGCUGGAUCCGGGGCGCCGCGCUCGACGUGACGGAUCCGGAGCCCCUGCCGAAGGAGCACCCGCUCUGGCACAAGAGGAACCUCAUUAUCACGCCGCAUGUCAGCGGCAACUCGAGCAGCUAUGGUCCUCGUCUUCUGGCCAUCUUGGAUAUCAACCUGAAGAGGUUGAGCGAGGGGAAGGACUUUAUCAAUAGCGUGAGUAGAAAACGUGGUUACUAG
Molecule: messenger RNA, 1089 nt
Organism: Anthostomella pinea
Lineage: Eukaryota; Fungi; Ascomycota; Sordariomycetes; Xylariales; Xylariaceae
Source: the annotation of a GenBank genome assembly